Rhizoctonia solani is the source of this 2274-nucleotide messenger RNA. Its product is annotated as aconitate hydratase. Gene Ontology annotation, biological process: tricarboxylic acid cycle. The record is from RefSeq and is a predicted model, not a curated record. Bases 1 to 2274 code for a protein of 757 amino acids. Gene Ontology annotation, cellular component: cytosol; mitochondrion. The transcript is spliced from 8 exons. Gene Ontology annotation, molecular function: aconitate hydratase activity; 4 iron, 4 sulfur cluster binding. Lineage: Eukaryota; Fungi; Basidiomycota; Agaricomycetes; Cantharellales; Ceratobasidiaceae.
AUGUUCUCGCUCCGCACCAAGGCCCGAGUCUUUGCGCGUGGCAUGGCCACUGCGGCCCCACGCAUCGGCGACAAGAAGGUCUCGAUGUCCCCGCUCGAGCCGAACAACUACAUCAACUACCAGCGCAUUGAGGAUACCUUGGCUGUUGUCCGCCAGAGACUGAACCGGCCAUUGACGCUGUCCGAGAAGAUCCUCUACGGCCACUUGGACGAUCCCGCGAACCAGGACAUUACGCGCGGAGUGAGCUACCUGAAGCUGCGGCCGGACCGUGUUGCGUGCCAGGAUGCCACUGCCCAGAUGGCCCUUUUGCAAUUCAUGUCCGCCGGAAUGCCCACUACUGCCGUCCCCACCACCGUCCACUGCGACCAUCUUAUCGAGGCUCAGGUCGGAGGCGCAAAGGAUCUUGCACGUGCCAUCGACAUCAACAAGGAGGUCUAUGACUUUUUGGCCACUGCUACCGCCAAGUACGGCAUUGGGUUCUGGAAACCAGGCUCUGGUAUCAUCCACCAGAUCAUCCUCGAGAACUAUGCCUUCCCCGGUGGUCUUAUGAUCGGUACCGACUCGCACACCCCCAACGCGGGUGGUCUCGGUAUGAUCGCGUGCGGUGUCGGUGGUGCCGAUGCCGUCGAUGUCAUGGCCAACAUUCCCUGGGAACUCAAGUGCCCCAAGGUCAUUGGCGUCAACUUGACUGGCAAGAUUGGCGGAUGGACUACUCCCAAGGACGUCAUUCUCAAGGUCGCCGGUAUCCUCACCGUCAAGGGUGGAACUGGUGCCAUUGUCGAAUACACCGGUCCAGGUGUCGAGUCCUUGUCCUGCACAGGCAUGGCCACUAUUUGCAACAUGGGUGCCGAAAUCGGUGCAACUACCUCUCUCUUCCCUUACAACGAACGCAUGGGCGACUAUCUCCGCGCAACUAAGCGUGGCGAGAUUGCCUCGUACGCCAAGUCCUUCCAGCACAAUCUCCAGCCCGACAAAGGCGCCGAAUACGACCAGCAGAUCGAGAUCAACCUGUCCGAGCUCGAGCCUCACAUCAACGGUCCGUUCACCCCCGACUUGGCCACUCCCAUCUCCAAGUUUGCCGAGGCGGUCAAGAAGAACAACUGGCCUCAGGAGCUCAAGGUCGCGUUGAUUGGAUCUUGCACUAACUCGUCCUACGAGGACAUGUCUCGUUCCGCUGCCAUUGCCAACGAAGCCUCUUCCCACGGUCUGUCCACCAAGAGCAAGUUCACGAUCACUCCUGGAUCGGAGCAGGUCCGUGCCACCAUUGCCCGCGACGGUCAGAUCGAGGCAUUUGAAAAGGUUGGAGGUGUUGUGUUGGCCAAUGCUUGCGGACCUUGCAUCGGUCAAUGGGAUCGCAAGGACGUAAAGAAGGGAGACGUCAACUCGAUCAUCACAUCCUACAACCGUAACUUUACCGGUCGUAACGAUGCCAACCCUGCCACCCACGCAUUCGUCGCUUCUCCCGACAUUGUCACCGCCUUGGCCUUUGCCGGCGACUUGACCUUUAACCCCUUGAAGGACGAGUUGACUGGAUCCGAUGGCAAAAAGUUCAAGUUCUCCGACCCGAGUGGAAAUGAACUUCCACCUAGGGGGUACGACCCGGGUGAAGACACCUUCCAGGCACCGCCCGAGGACAGGGCUAGCGUCAACGUCGCCGUCGACCCCAAGUCUGACCGUCUCCAGCUCUUGAAGCCCUUCCAGCCAUGGGACGGCAAGGCGCCCAAGAACUUGCCAGUUUUGAUCAAGGUCCAGGGCAAAUGCACUACCGACCACAUCUCGGCUGGUGGACCGUGGUUGAAGUACCGUGGACACUUGCAGAACAUUUCGCAAAAUUGCUUGAUUGGCGCGAUCAACUCUGCCAAUGGCGAGGCGAACAAGGUUCAGAACUUGGAUACCGGCAAGUGGGGUGGUGUUCCCCAGGUUGCGGCCGAGUACCGUGACAAGGGCGUCAAGUGGGUUGUCAUUGGCGAUCACAACUAUGGUGAAGGUUCCUCUCGUGAGCACGCCGCUCUCGAACCCCGCUACCUCGGCGGCCUCGCCAUCAUCGUGCGCUCGUUUGCCCGUAUCCACGAGACCAACUUGAAGAAGCAAGGCAUGCUCGCGCUCACCUUUGUCGACCCGGCCGACUAUGACAAGAUCCAGCCCACGGACCGAGUCGACAUUGAGGGCCUCGAGUCGUUUGCGCCGGCAAGAACUGACCCUUGUCGCGCGCCACGAAGACGGGAGCAAGGACAAGAUUCCGUUGGCCCACUCGUUCAACCAGGGACAGAUUGA